UAAGCUUGGAUUUACUUAUGAUUGGAUUCAUCUAAGAAAGCUGUACCGCGCACAUACAGGAAGGAUUGUCUAAGGAGUGAUUUGUUCGAGGAUUCAAGCUGUGCCCGCCUCCUCCCCUCCUAUUGGACCGGAGGAUUAGAGGGAUCAUCAGACAGAUUUGCAACGGUUUGCAAAGCUUGACUUGCUGGAUGCUUAGCCAUCGACGAGCAUUUUCUUGUUAGUGCUAUCAGAGGAAUUCCUGCUAUUUGGACUGUGAAAUUAAGACGGGAGUUGGGGCAAAAAUUGGAACAUGUCUCGCUCGGGACCCGCGAAAGCAGAGGAGGACUUCUGACUCCACAUCUUUCGGCAACCUGCGCGCCUGGGACACAGGAGAAAGCGGAACGAGGAGCCCGCCGAGGAAGGGAUGUCGCGAUGUUGUGCAGCAGGAGGACUAAAACUUUGGUAUCGACAUGCGUGAUUCUGAGCGGCUUGACCAACAUCGUGUGUCUCCUCUACGUCGGCUGGAUCACCAACUUCGUGGCGAACAGUAGUCCUAAAGUUGCGGAGACGAGCGUCGAGGUGGAGAGAAAGUUGGACGAGGACAGCAAAGGAGAGACCCUGAGGAUAAUGGAGAGGCUGGACAAGCUGGAGAGCGUCGUCAACGAGCACAUCAAAGAUAAACCCCAGAAGGAAGGUGAAGAUGCAUCAUCCUCAUUAGCCUCAGAUCCCAGCUCCUCACUGUUUGAUCACUGGGGUCAUGACCUGGGCCCAGGGAGUCGAAAGGUUGCCAUCAAAAAGUUUCGGUAUUAUGGUUACAACAGCUACCUCAGUGACCGGCUGUCCAUCACCCGGCCAAUCCCAGAUUUUCGCCCUGACGGAUGUAAAAACUUGUGGUAUUCUUCCGACCUUCCUCAGCUGAGUAUCAUCUUCAUCUUUGUCAAUGAGGCCUUGUCAGUGUUGCUGCGCUCUGUACACACAGCCAUCCUGAGAACUCCAUCACAUUUACUCAAGGAAAUUAUACUGGUGGACGACCACAGCACCAACAUGGAACUAAAAGAGCACCUUCAAAGUUUUGUAGACGAGAUGAAUGCUCAACAUGGACCUGAGUUCAUCAAAGUGGUCCAUCACCAGAAACAGGAAGGCUUGAUCAGAUCCAGAGUGAGUGGGUGGAGGGUUGCUUCAGCAGCUGUGGUUGCUUUUUUUGAUGCACAUGUGGAAUUUAACACUGGGUGGGCAGAGCCAGUUCUUCAGCGAAUAAAGGAAAACCGGACUCGGGUGGUGUCGCCUUCUUUCGACAACAUUAAAUAUGACACAUUUGAGAUGGAAGAGUACCCGCUGUCUGCUCAGGGCUUCGACUGGGAGCUUUGGUGUCGGUACCUCAACCCACCCAAAUCCUGGUGGACACUGCGCAACCACACAGCUCCUAUCCGGAGUCCCGCUCUGAUUGGAUGCUUCGUAGUUGACAGGAAGUACUUUGAGGAAAUUGGCCUAUUAGAUGAGGGCAUGGAUGUUUAUGGUGGGGAGAAUGUGGAGCUUGGUAUCAGGGUAUGGUUGUGUGGUGGAAGCGUUGAGGUCCUUCCCUGCUCUAGGAUUGCGCACAUCGAAAGAGCUCACAAGCCUUACACAGAAAACCUGACAGCACUUGUGCGUCGCAAUGCUUUAAGAGUGGCUGAGGUCUGGAUGGACGGCUAUAAGAAUCAUGUCUACAUGGCUUGGAAUGUUCCAUUUCAGAACUCAGGAAUAAAUAUUGGGGACAUCUCUGAGAGAAAGGCCCUGCGAUCCAGACUCAAGUGCCAGCCAUUCAGCUGGUUCCUUGUCAAUAUCUACCCUGAGCUUCGAUCGUACAACAACACAGUUGCUUAUGGAGUGCUGAAGAAUAGUCUAAGGAAUGACCUGUGUUUGGACCAAGGACCCAACACUGACAACAUUCCAAUCAUGUAUCUCUGUCAUGGUAUGACAGCACAGAAUGUGUAUUACACCAGUUCCCAGCAGCUUCAUCUCGGAGUUCUCAGUCCAACUAUCGAUGAUGAUGACAAUAAGUGUUUGGUGGACGUGAAUAGCAAACCAAGAUUGCUGGAAUGCGCCUAUGCAGCCACCAAGCACAUGAAGUUGACCUGGACUUUCACUACGGACGGUUCCCUCCAGAACACAGAGUCUCAGCGCUGUCUGGAAAUGGUGAAAAGCAGUCAGUCAGAAUUUAGUUACCAGCUGGCCGUUCAAGACUGCAGUGGACAAAAAUGGACAAUCACUAACGUACUAACCGUCCUGCCCCAGUGAACAUACUAUAAAUUGUGACACUUUUCCUAUUUUGGACAAAGAAAGACUUGAUCACAUGCUGCAAAACAAUUUGCUACAAUGAAACCCAAAAAUGGACAGCUGUGGUUUACAUUGAGUACAUUCAAGUUGUGCUCAAAACAACUCAUGUGCAUAUUUUUUAUAAGCUGGAAAAUACAUUACAGUACGUGUCCGGAAACAAGCUUUGAUCUGAGAUGUAUUUUUAAUGAGACUCUGCUAAAGAAAAUUAUUCCAUCAAAAACAGCAUUAGUUCCCUACAACCAUUUUUUACCAAUGCCUCAAGAGAGCCACAAAACUCCCCAUUCUACAGUAGGGGAUAAGAAGUAUAAUUUCACAUUCCAGGGAACAGACUCAUAAAAUCAUGUAACACUUUUGGUUAUUGCAAAAACUGCUUGAAAUAAAAUUUGGACUCUGACCUCAUUUGGAGAAUCUAUGCUACCACUAUCAUAUCAACUACAACAAAUUCAAUAAGAAUGGUUCUAAUAUGCUUGUGGGUAGAAGGCAAACUGUUCUCAUGAGCAGUUUGUGAGGUAUCCAGUUUAGCAUAACUAUUUUGUCGAUGAUAUCCACCAUUUCUAUGGCCUUCUUCAAAAACCAGUAGUAAAACACUCCAAAACAAAUGUGUUACCUGGAACUACUUUGAGUGAUGACAGCAGAACUGUCGUCCUUAAAGCGGAAGUUCACAAUUUUUUACAUGAGGCUUAAUCUUGGCGGAGUUGAUUUCAACAAAUUUCGAGCAGUUUGUUAGUUAUUCAUUAAUUUGAGGGCUCCGAGUGGCUAAGCUAACGCGAGUCAAUGGUCCCUUCCUAGCAUGCCACUAAAAAAAAAAAAACUAUAUUAACAGAUCUAACAUAGUCAAAUAAAUUCAAAAUGCAGAUCAUUGUUCAAAAUACCCAUGCGGCCAAUAUAAUGUCACACCAAACUGCCGUAAUUCAUUUUUUUCGGGACUGUUUUUUAGAUGCGUAAUGCGACCACAAUAGAGAAGAGUGCUUCACUCGUGCUCAUGCUGCAUUCGAGGAAGGUGGGAAGUCGGACUCAUCCCACUCCUAUGGUACCAGUUGCGAUCUCAAGGCGUUCCAAGCGUUUUUUAUUUGGCCAUCAAUAGACAUGUUGACCUCCAGCAAAGCUGCCUUCUCGUAAGCAAAUAAUAGAGAAAAACGACGGCUAAGGUAAAUGGCGGAAAAUUUUCAAGUCACUUCAAGUUCCGCUCUGAGACCCCCAAUUUGGCAUAGUUUCAAAAUUGUCCUGUAUGCAUGUGUGAUACAUCAUUGGAAAGCUUAAAAUCUCAAUUUUUGGGGGGAAGAAAAAUUUUGUCUUGAUGCACGCAGGCUCCUGACUAUAAGCUUUUAGUAGCUUCUUAAGGAGACCUGACUCACACAUAAUCUUGGCUCAGCACUAUGAUAUGAUGUACACUUUGUAAAUAGGAAUGUGUGUGUGAAUAAAUUCAACUGAAUUGAAAAACAGGAGGACAUUUAAAAAAAAAAAAAAGAAAAUUAAACCCCUAAACCCUAACUCGAGGUGAGAGCAUGAGAGAGCAUAAUUAAAGGGCAACUGAAGAGCUUUCCGGAUUUUGGUGUAAUUUUACGAAUAUAAACUUUGGACGACUUCGUCAAAACAACCAUGACAUCAUCAACACGUAAUUGCAAGGAUAAUUUGCGUUUUGCGUUGCAACAGAAGACUAGUAUCCGCAGCUAGCAUAGCAGCAACGACUAUAUCAGUGAUAUUUCCACCAAAGGUAACCAUUUAGGAUCGCUCUUUCGUGACGCUACCGAUGGCAAAGGCUCCCAGGAAAGAUGAUCUACAAUUAAUCCCUACAUGUUUGAACCUGAGGUGCCAGAUGACGACGAUUGACUUGACACAGCAGAUGUCGUCACUCUUCAAAUAGGCAGACCUUGAUGUUGAUGCUGUAGUACAAUAGUCAUUGUUUUAUUGAGAUGUAUUUGAUACAUUAGGGCCUGGCAGGUGGAUUGUUUUAUAUUUAGGUAAUAUAUUUAUAUUUAGGCUUUAUAUUGACCCUGUGACAGGCCAAAAAACAACGAGCCAAGGACGUAUUUGGUGCUGGGGACAUUUGAAUUUACAUAAUACCUAUUGAUAUAGUAAUAAAAUCACAUGAGUAGACGACCUGUCAGCAAACCUAUCUACUUAUGACAGGCUAACAGCAAACAAAAAAAAUGUCGCACUUCAACAAACAGGCAGUAGGAGUCCCCCUCGUUUAUCAAGAAAAGCCAGUAAUGGUCUAUUUAAAACCAAGGUUGCAUUGUUGUAGGUUUUCAAAGCUGUUGUCGCUGAAAUGAUGAAAACAAUGAGCCGAUUGGGGGCCUGUAUGCAUGCUCACAAAAACGGUCCAAACCUUUGCAGGAGAAGUUUUUUUGGACCACUCAUAGAGUCUCGAGUCUUCCUGUGAGCAAUUCAUCACUACACAUCGAGAUGGCAUGACGAAUCUCGCGAGUAAAGUUGAACACGUUUAGUUGUUGAGUUGAACACGUUUAUUUCGAAUACUUAAUACAUAGGUACCGAUAAUCGGUGACAAUAAUGGGGAAAAAAAGAAAAAACAAAAUAUGAGUAUUCGAAAAGGAGUGAGAAGAAGUAAAAACUUAUUUACUCCCACCCCUUGUCCUUAAGUCCUGACAUAUCAGUUCCAUUCCUUACAUUUAAAUAUAUACAUUCUUGUUUAACACAUAUACAAUCUCACCAUAUAACCCUGCAUAUGACCUAUACACAAAUGUUGCAAAAGCCCAGAAAACAUGAAUAAAUGACAGCAAUGUCCCAUAUCCCAAUAACCACAACACCCUAGUUAUUAUCCAUAUUUCCAUCAUCCUUAUAUUUCUUGAAAAUCAUAUCUUUAUACAGUUUCUUAAAUUGUCCAAUAUUUAUACAUUGUUUUAAAUCCACAUGAAAUUUCUUCAGUAGUCUCACCCCACAUACUGAUAUGCAAAAACUUUUCCUUGUCGUCCGAAAUCUGGGUUCUUUGAAGUCCCUAGAUCCCCGUAAAUUGUAACUUGUUUCGUAGUUUGUAAACAACUGCUGAAUAUUCUGAGGUAAUAAAUUUCUUAGAGCUUUGAACAUUAUUUGUGCUGUUUGGUAUUGUACGAUAUCCGAAAGCUUGAGCAAUUUUGACUUAUGAAAUAGUGUGUUUGUAUGAUCCUGAUAACCAGCUUUGUGUAUGAUCCGUAAUGCCCUUUUCUGCAGUACAUUUACUGAAUAUAGCGAAGUUUUAUAAUUAUUGCCCCAUACUUCGGCACUGUAUUGCAAGUAAGGAGAGACUAGUGAACCAUAUAGGGUGUGGAGUGAUUUGGAAUCUAAUACCCUCUUUGCUUUAUUUAUUAUUGCAAUAUUCCACGAAAUUUUGCCCUGUAUGUGUUUGAUAUGUUGUUUCCAGUUAAGUUUUUCAUCAAUAAUUACCCCCAAAAACCCGAUUUCAUGUACUCUCUCAAUUUCUAUCCCAUCUACUAUUAUCUUCAACUGUGCAUCGUUUUUACAGUUCCCAAAUAAUAUUAUUUUUGUCUUCUCUAAAUUUAAUGAUAAUUUAUUAUUACUAAAUCAUAUUUUUAAUUUGUUCAUUUCUGUUGUUCUGUUGUUAUUUCCCCCUGCAAUUGUAAUAUGUUAGUAGCUCUCAUAAUAUUAGUCAACUUAUUUUUAUAUUUCUUGUAUUUCUGUUCAGACUCUGUAGUCCUCUCUCUAAUGAAAUCUCUAUAAAGAUAAUUCUUCUUUUUACAUGCAUUUUUUAAUCCUGUUGACAUCCAUGGGCAAUUACCAUAGGCAUGUUUUUUAUUGUGUUCCUUAAUUGGGCAAUGUUUGUCAUAUAAUAGCAUAAAUAUUUCUAGAAAUUCAUUAUAUGCUUGGUUAACAUUGUUGCCGUUAUAUAUGUUUUCCCAGUUUUGAUCCAUCAAUUCAUUUCUCAACGAAUUUAAGGAUUCCUCCGUCUUCACUCGUCUGCGUUCUGUUUUUUCCUCUUUUUUCCUUCCAAGUUUUAUAUUGCUUAUUGUAAAGACCGGGAGAUGAUCACUUAUAUCAUUUAUCAAUAAUCCACUAUUUGCUUUAUCAUCAAUAUUGUUUGUGAAAAUAUUGUCAAUAAGCGUAGCAGAUGUAGAUGUAAUUCUACUUGGCCUAGUGAUUCUUGGGAAAAAACUCAUGCUGUACAUUGUUUCAAUAAAGUCAGUUGUAGCUUUGUGACUAUUAGAAUUUAAGAGAUCAAUGUUCCAAUCUGCACAUAUAAAAACCAUUUUGCUACCUAUAUUUGAAAACAUCCUUUCCAUCCAUUCACUGAAAGCAGCAAUAUUUGAGUCUGGUGUCCUGUAUAUACAGCUAACAAUAAUAUUUCUUGAAUUCUUACAUAUUUCAAUAGAUAAGCAUUCAAGAGCAUUAUCCACCACAGUUGUCAUUUGUUCAAUGACUUUGAAGUCUAAUGCUUCAUCAAUGUAUAUAGCCACUCCUCCACCACCUUUGUUUUUUCUGUUUUUAUAUAUGAAUUCAUAUCCCUCCAUUUGAAAGUCUGUUCCUUUUUCAGUAUUAAUCCAUGUUUCUGAAAUUGCAAUAAUAUCAAAAUGUUCUGUAAAAGUAUUCAAAUAGUCCUUAAUUUUCUUGAAAUUUGCAUACAAGCUUCUACUGUUGAAAUGAAUAAUUGAUAACUUUCCCAUAUGUUUAAUGACCUUGUUAUAUUGUUCAUCUGUAUAAUAGCAGCAGUUUUUGUCAGUGGGAAAGAAAAAAUUACUGUCCGGAUCUAUGUCCUGUUCUAAAUCCAAAUUGUGGUGGUCAGUGUACUCAAAACUUUUCAGUUUCUGUUCCCCGCUGUUUUGUAUUAUCUGUGUUAGUUGGUUCCUAUCCCCCGAUCCAUAAUAAGUUCUAGCCAAUUGUGAAGUCAUGGUUGUGUUACGUUUGCUACCUCCGUAUCCAGUCCAGUCUUGAUCAGCUCCAUCCUAUGUUGACACUGCAAUCCGUUGACGUUUAUGAAUAUUUCUCCAGUUCAGUGAUAUUUCGUAUGCAGAUUACUCUUGCUUCUUCAGGGGUCCCGUUCAAUUUUAUAUAUACUUUGCAACUUGAAGUCCACGUGUUUUGUAUUUUCCUCUUUUUUUUAAGUUGUCGCGCUUUCCAGGCUAUAUCCGAGUUAUGUUUGGUUAGGUGCUCAUUGACGAAGACAUCCGUUCCCUUCAGCUUUCUUCCUUGUUUCAAUAGGGCGAUUUUGUAUUUUCUGUUUGUGAACCGAAGUAGUACAGCUGGCUUCUCACCAUCUUUUCUCCUGGGCAGAGGGUGGCAGGCCUCAAUGUUAUUGUGGUCCAGUUCGAUCCCUUUGGACCAUAGGAAUUCAGCCACCUGUUUCUCCGUGGAGCUAUUAUCCAGCUCAGCGGGCUCUCCCCCUUCGCUCUCCGCUGCCGCCGCCCGCGCAUACAACCUCGGUUUGAUUUUAAGACCAGUCACAAUAACGUCAUUCAUUCUGGUGUACUGUUCAAGGUCUGCGACACGGCUUUCCAGAUGUUGAAUACGCUUGUCUUUCUCAGCAUUUUGUAUUCUCAGCUGCAUUACUUCCCCGACCAAAUCCAUAAUAGUUUUCUGCUUUUGCCGAACUGCACUGAGUUCCUCCGUUAUGAAGUUGAGAGACUGCUUGAUCUCCUCAAUUUCAUCCAUUGACGGGACUUUUUUCGGCGGCAUUUUAAUGCAAAAUGGGCCACGCCGAGUUAUUCAGUGUCUAUCGGGCAAGAAGUGGAGUUCCCACGCUGUCAAGCGCUUUAGCUGACAGGCCGUUUUGCUAGCAAGUCUCGUUACCGUGCUCCAGAGUAAGCUAGCUAAAACCCAGAAAAUGUUUGCAAUAUAUGGCGAGGAUAGCGUGGUGCUAUAUUUCCGUGUUCAGAGUGGUGGCGAGGCUCCCUGGAAUUUACGUCAUCAGGUAGCGGUCAGCAGGGCGGCGAGUCCCUCGUUGCUAUGGUGUUGCUAUGGCCAUAACUCAAAAACAACGCGGUCAAUUAUUUUUAUUAUUAUUAUUUUUUAAUGUGACUUUUUGAGACAGCGAAUGAUGCAUUUUAUACAAUUCAACUUAGUAAAACACUCGAGCGAAAUCCGAAAAGCUCUUCAGUUGCCUUUUAAAGACACCAUGAUAACGAGAUCUUAUCGGGUACUUACCUUGUUUCGAUCGAAAAACGCAAUGUAGCAUGUCUCACCAAGUGUCAAGGCACGGCUUUGUAUGGCCACAGCCAAACUUUUUGGGGAUGUUACUGUAUGUGUGAAACAUAUAACAAGGGUCGCAAUGCAGACAUCGCAGACAUCAAGGACUGGUCGAGAAUUUCUUUUUCCUUUGAAGCGUUUUUUUGUUUUUUUCUUUUUUUUGUUUGGACCAAUUAUUUAUCAUUUAAAAUAUCGGGGAAAAUGCGACAGUAACAAAAAAAAUACAAUUAACUUUUAACUAAU
This is a messenger RNA of Corythoichthys intestinalis (scribbled pipefish), 8673 nucleotides long. Its product is annotated as polypeptide N-acetylgalactosaminyltransferase 18-like. Gene Ontology annotation, biological process: protein O-linked glycosylation. Gene Ontology annotation, molecular function: polypeptide N-acetylgalactosaminyltransferase activity. The transcript has 12 exons. Gene Ontology annotation, cellular component: Golgi apparatus. Bases 412 to 2256 code for a protein of 614 amino acids. NCBI's taxonomy places the organism in Eukaryota, Metazoa, Chordata, Actinopteri, Syngnathiformes, Syngnathidae. The record is from RefSeq and is a predicted model, not a curated record.